Molecule: messenger RNA, 2237 nt
Organism: Folsomia candida
Lineage: Eukaryota; Metazoa; Arthropoda; Collembola; Entomobryomorpha; Isotomidae
Exons: 8
Coding region: 129-2147 (672 amino acids)
Biological process (GO): regulation of transcription by RNA polymerase II
Molecular function (GO): DNA-binding transcription factor activity; RNA polymerase II cis-regulatory region sequence-specific DNA binding
Source: RefSeq, a predicted model, not a curated record
GCUCUGGAAGACAAUUCAAGAAAUAAAAAAUUACUACAUUAUUCAAAGUUUAUUUUCAUAAAUUACAUUCUACGGACUCUUUUGGUUGGAUCAGGUGUGAAAAAAGGCUUCUUUCUUUAGUUUCCACUAUGAGUGACUUGUCGUGUGAUAAGUGUGGGGUGACAUUCAUUUCGACCCGUAAUUUGAGAGAUCACGAGCGAAGCCGUGUUUCGAGAGGAGGAAUAUGCCCCACUCCUCGCAGGGGAGCUAAUGAAAACGGGAGAUACUCUUGCGCGAUCGAGGCAUGUGGACAGGACUUUGACACUGCUGACAAGAGGAACAAGCAUGAGAGAAAAUAUCAUCGUGCAACAAAUGACAACGAAGUAGCAACUAGCAUGCAUACUUUUAACUGUCACAUUUGCGGUGCCUAUUUGGGGAAUGAGGAGUCAUUGAGAAGACACAUGAAUUCCCAUCGAAACCCAGACUUUUAUGGAAAAUCCAAAAGAACUUAUGGUCAGAACAGUGAUGGCGGAUUAAAUCUUCUCUGCCGAUUUUGUCCGCUGACAUUUAAUCAUCUAGUGGAUUUGACAGACCAUGAAUAUAUAUUUCACCGGCCAGUGGAGAUGAUGCGCCAAUUGACAGAUCGCUUCCUGAAACACAAGAAUCCUCUUUUACCAGCCCAUGGCUUUACUCCUCGUGCCCUUCCUCCCAGUAACCUGGCUAAAGCUGCAGAAGAGGAGAACUGGAUGUUCAAAUGGGUCACGGGUUACAUGAACUUUAAGAUCGAAUUACUCGAUCGAAAUCCAUACUCGGUCUACCUAGUUGGGGUUCUAGGUCUCAAGUAUAAAGUGGGACAGGAUAUCAGAUCCUUUAUUAAAAAGAACCCUAACCAAUUGUCGCUGUAUAUUGGACGAACAGUUUGCCAGUCCCUGGUUAACUACCACCACUUCGAAAUUCUGACUCCCCUGUCUGAAGCAGCCUGUCGAGGACAAACUAUUAUUCUCCUAAAUAGCACUAAUUUUCACGGAGACUGGCGGCGGAAGACGGAAAAGAUAAGGAGACUCGAAGCCAGAAUGAUUGAGGUGGCACUGACUGACAAGGAAUUUGAGCCAGUUCCUGGUCUGCCACAAUAUAACAUCCUGAACUCUCGCAGAGAGACGUCCAACCUGGCCAAUUUGGAUGACGAAACUAUUGCCGAGAUCAUCGAAAAAGGAGUAACAGGCGUAAAAUGGAUCUGUCUUGAAGAGACCUGUGAUGAUUGUGACGCGAUUCGUCACCCAAGGUGGGAUGAAGACCUGGUGAUUGACAUGUCGAAGGCCAUGCAUCUUAAAGAGAAGAUGGAACAAGUUGAACUCCCAGGACGUGGCCACUCUUCUCGAGAGAAACUCACCCGACCAAUAAGUCAAGCAGCUGUUCAUGAAGAAGUGGAGGUUCGAGUACAGGAGUUCAAACAACGAAUUAGAUCCUCGACCUACUACACAUACACAGUUAUUGUAACCGACAAUGACCAAUUUGAUCCAAGUCAAACUGCUGAGGAGAUCUGUCGCCAGAUUCUGGAGCGGAAAGAGGAAGAAGACCUCCAAAUCCCAGUUUAUUUUGGGGUCAAGAGCACCGAUGAAGCAAGCGCCCACCAUGAAGAAGGACUUACCAGCCUAGGGAAGUUACUCAAACAAGGUGGGAAAACUGCCAUCCAGAUUUCGACAUCAUCCUUUGCCACCAGGGACCUGGCUAGAAGAGAUGAAGCUCUGCGAAUUCUGCAUGCCUCACUCUCUAUGAGAUUCGCAACCCCAGGUGUUGAGACUGGGACACCAGGGAUUAAGUUCGAUAUUUUAAAUCAACGGAUGGAGUGGGUAUCCCUGUCGCUUUGCUCGGAACAGGAAAUCCGUUUCUGCAUCCAUCUCGCCUGGCUCGGGGUUCCGCCCGUUUAUUUGGGGGUGGUGGGGAUGGGGGAGGGGAUGAAUAUGCAAUGGAAUGGAAUAGAGCUGGACGAUGUCGAGAUGGACGAAGCGAUGUUGGAGGAGGCGUUGCAGGAGGCGAUGGAGGGGAUGAUGGGAACCGAAGUUUCAGAAUUUCCAUUGCUCCCCGUCAUGAAAUUCCAACACCAAGGAUACCCUGUUGAUGUCAAAGCCCAGGUCCUGGCAGAGAAAGUCAUAAAGGUGUUUGUAUAAAUAGUAAUUUUGUUAAUGAAUUUGUUGAACACAAAACCUGCAUAUAGUAUAAUUUGUAAAAAAAAAUUAAGCUCGUUCACGGAUUUAUAA